ACAAAACCAUGCAUUCCCUCCCCUCCUUCUAAUCUUUACCCUCUCAAACCCAUUUCCUCUUCCUCCAUUUUUCUCAUCCCCAUCUCUGAAGGACCCCCCAAGAGAAAAAAAAAAACCCCAACCAUUUAAAAAAGAACAUCAAAACAACUUCGAUGAUGGCUUCUUCAGGUGGUGGCAACUUAAAUACUACUACUUCAUAUUCCAACUAUUCUUUCCAAAACCAAUUCAAUAUGGCUCCUCCUCCAAACAAUAACAAUCAUCAAGAAAAUAAGGGUUUUUCUUCUUCCUCUUCUCCUCCAUCAUUCAGUUGGGAGCUUCACCACCAAAUUCUGAACAACAACAAUAAUAAUAACAAUAACAUGGAUAAGCCUAAAUUCAAGUCAUUCUCACCAGCGCCUAUCUCUCCUUCUUCCUAUCUCACCUUUCCUCCUAGUUUAAGCCCUUCUGUUCUAUUGGACUCACCUGUGCUCUUCUCCAAUUCUAAUGCUCUUUUAUCUCCAACUACCGGGAAUUUCUCUUCUAGUUUGGAGCAAAAGGAUGAUCAGAAUCAUCAGGGCAGAAAGUUUUCCGACUUCUCUUUUCAAUCAUCCAUGUUCCAUUCUUCUUCUGCUGGCAAAAACAAUUUGCCAGAAGAAAUAUCAACAAAGCAACAAGACGGGUGGAACUUGCCAAAUAAGGCACUAAGUUCUGCAGCUGGCACAACAGCAACAGCAACAACAGCAGCGGAUCAAAUCCCCACUUCUCAAGGCAAUAAUAUGCAGAGUGGUAAUCAUCAGAAUCAUGUUAAUCCUACCCACCAUUACAAUCAGCCAUAUGUAAGGGAACAUAACCGGAAAUCAGAUGACGGAUACAACUGGAGAAAGUAUGGACAGAAACAAGUUAAAGGGAGCGAAAAUCCCCGGAGUUACUACAAGUGCACCUUUCCUAAUUGUCCAACCAAGAAGAAAGUGGAGAGGAAUUUGGAAGGCCAUAUUACUGAGAUCGUGUACAAAGGAAACCACAGUCAUCCCAAGCCACAGUCAACCAGGAGAUCGUCUUCAUCUCAGUUGUCACUUCAAGGAGUUGGGUAUAACAACGGCACCUCGGAUAUUUCAAAUCAUUCCAACACUUUGGGAGAAGCUUCCCUCAUGGAUAAUUCAUUCCCAGCUGGUGAGAACUCCACAGCUUCUUUUGGCGACGACGAUUUUGAUCAGAAUUCCGCAUUGAGCAACUCCAGGGAUGAUGAUGAGAAUGAACCUGAUUCCAAGCGUUGGAAAGGCGAAAAUGAUGAGGCGAUAUCAGUUUCUGGGAGCAAAACAGUAAGAGAACCAAGAAUUGUAGUUCAAACUACAAGUGAGAUUGAUAUUCUGGACGAUGGAUACAGAUGGAGGAAAUAUGGUCAGAAAGUUGUGAAGGGGAACCCAAAUCCAAGAAGCUACUACAAGUGCACAUUUGCUGGUUGUCCGGUGAGGAAGCAUGUUGAGCGAGCAUCCCAGGAUUUGAGAGCCGUAAUCACAACCUACGAAGGUAAACACAACCACGAUGUCCCAGCAGCUCGAGGCAGUGCCGGUUAUGCAGUAAACCGGCCUUCAUCUGUAAGCAACAACAACAUGAGCAACGGCAGCAAUGAUCAGUUUUCAACAGCAACCAUCCGGCCAUUGGCUACAAGUAGUAUGAACUCCAAUGCUAUUCAGAAUCACAACAACAUACCGAGGCCACCCCAAAGUCAAGCUCAAGCAGCGCCAUUCACUCUGCAGAUGUUGCCAAAUCAGGGGAGUUUUGGCAACAUCUCUGGCAACCCUUCUUCAAGAUCAUCUACUUACAUGAAUCAGAUGCAGCAGCAAAUAACAAACAAUGGCUAUCAUAUGACCAAGGAAGAACCUAAAGAUCACUCGUUUUUUAACUCUUUUCUCAAUUGAAUCGGCAAGAGAGAUCAUAAAUCAUGUCUAGGUGUAUUCAAAUUAACUGUGUGCAAAGCACUCAGUGGUUCCACACAAAGGUGCAUUUCAAAUGCUUCUGUAGAGGUUAAUUGUAGGACGUUGGGGGGUGUUAUGAUAGGAUUUCAUUUAAUUUCUUUAUUCUUUUAUAGGUUCAUUAGAGCUGAGCAGUUGUCCUUCAAGUGUAGUAGAAAAGAUGUAUCUUCAAACCAAAUAAUCUUUUAACAGAAUUUCUUCUUAAAAUGUUGUCCCUGAGAGAAAAGGUUUUCAAUUCUGAACUCUUUUCUGGAGCUUCUAACGUAAUAAUAUACCAGCGAAAUCAUAUAGGUGAGCCUCAAGACAAUCAGCAAAUUAACUGUUUCAUAGAACUUCAGCAGUACUCACAAAAUCACGCUACAUUCAUAAGGAAACCUCAAUGGUGGAUUAUCAUUUCACAAAAGAAUCAACUUUGCGGAGUUACUUACAAUCAGAUGUCCUUUGAGAAACAAGUAUGUUUCUCACUCACCUCUAUAAACAUUUACAAGGAAAUGAUGAAGCAAUGGAAUGUACACGAAUUUACUUGUGAUGUGUAUACAAGAGUAGCAAACGGCAAAGGAAAACAGAUAAUGGGAAAAUUAAAGGGAUCACAAUGACAAGAAAAGAAAAAUUGCCUUUCUUUCUUUCAGAUAUAGGUUUGAUUAGCAAGUUUAUAUCCAGAAAUGAUGGCAGAAAUGGCAAGAGCAAAGAAUGCCAAAAAUGCCAUGCUAAUCGCAGAAGCAGAGGAGUCAGUAAAAAUGUUAUCUGCGCCUUCUCUCAAACUGUUUGUCAAUGGUACAGCGGAUGAUGCAGCAGAUAUAACCAAGUACGCAAUCAGCUGCAAUUCAAGUGAAAUUGAGAAACAGAACUGAGAUUAGAAUCGAAACCAACAUGGUAGGCCUUCCCCAUACCUCUGUAACUUGAACUGCUAAAUGCAAAACAAAGCCACUCUUUCUUCAACAUAAAUACUUAAAUACUUUUUGAAAUCCAAACAUUAGAUGCAAAAUGCAGACGGAGAUGCCUAAAGUCAUUUUCUUCCCUUUAAACACGCUAUGUGAUGUCAGUCAAAAAUUCAACAAAUUCACACAGCAAGUUGAGGGCAUUGACUAUAUUUUGGAACUGACACAGGAAAAAAAAAUUAUAAUUAAAAAUUUUUAAUUUUUUUUUUUUAAAGAAAGACCACCAACCUGAUCGCCAAUAAAGUCUACCAUGGCCAAAUUCUGGCGUGAAAAGUAUUGAGCUGCGGAUGAAAGUUCAUGAACCUGCCUGAAUACCUGCAACCCUGUAUACAGUGUUGAUAGGAUUGCUAUUGCCAGUACAUAUCUGUAACAAAAAAUUGCAACAAUCUUUUUAAAAAUUUAGAUAACUAGCAUCAUCAUCAUCCAUCCUUUUAGUUUAGCCUCUCAAUUUCUUGUGAUCUAUUUUACUUUUAUCCCCAGGGAAAAGGGAUUUAAACCCUUAAUUUCAAUCCUUGAACUAAAAGUAGAGGAGAUUUUGUCAAUCAUCCAUGGACACGAAACAAAAGAUCAAAAUUCUUUGGUUUGUAAUGUUCAGAAACUAAAUUGAGUUCAGCAGUUGUAGCUGUUACUAAGAUCACAUCACUUUAAUAGGAUGAUAGAUACAAAACGUAAUAAAUGAGACAGAUAAUGUGACAAUGAUUAUGUAUACAUAAAUUGAACUAUAUAGGGUCGUGACAUUGAUGUAAUCACGGGUCAACUAUCAAAAUUUGGUGUAAACUUUAACUAAAUCACAAGAAAAACAAGAAUUGAAUCGUCAAUUUAAGAGACGGAUGAUAAUAAUGUUAUCUCCCAGAAAUGGGAAAAAGGGUUACAUUUCAGAAGACUAAUUAUUGUGUACCUGUAAGGUUCGUAAUCAUCAAAGUUUCUGCCAUCGCCAUGUUUGUUACUAGCCAUGAUGAUGAAAGCAAGCAAUGAACAAACCAACGCAAUCCCACGCAGAGCCAGCGACCCUUUUUUCAACAAAUCCUCCCUCUUCCACCGCCGUAAUAUAUUCGAUAUUCCGGCACCGCCGCCGCCAGGCUGGCCUUGGUUCUCGACAUCUCCACCACUUGCGGUGGUCGCCGGCGUUGGUUCUUUUUCCACGACGUGGCCAUCGUGAUCCGCCAUAUAUAAUUGUUUUAAAGCUAGCUUAGCUGGGAAACGGGGAAAACUGGAAAAGAGUGGAUGGAAUUUUUUUGUUGGGUGUCGAUGAAUCAGAUGAAGCAGAAUUAGGCCGCAAGAAAUUGACGGCGACAAGAAAUGCUCCCCGAAUGAAUCAUUUGACAACUCAGCUUUGGUGGAAUAAUUGCUUAUCUGGCUGUAUUUGGCUUUUUUCUAAGAAAAAGGAAAACUAUUAUAUAUAUAUAUAUAUAUAUAUAUAUAUUUGUAUGGCCAAUAACAGAAAAAAGAAACACUAUUUCCUAUUUUUGUUUUAGCAUUUAGUUAAGUAUUUAGGUACCAUAAAAAUAAAAGCUUUUCAUCAUAUUUUUAUUGUUUAGCUUUAUUUAUGAUAGAAAAAGAAAAAUUUUAAACUUUCCGGUAAAUUAUUAAAAAAUUAAAGUAUAUUUGUUGAGUAAGAAUGUUGUUCCCAAAAUGCAAAAAAUUGUGUUGAAAAUGGGGGAAAAAAAUCAAUUUCAAGAUAGUACAACAUAAACCUUACGAGGUCUUAUCAGGCA
This is a messenger RNA of Oldenlandia corymbosa var. corymbosa, 4605 nucleotides long. NCBI's taxonomy places the organism in Eukaryota, Viridiplantae, Streptophyta, Magnoliopsida, Gentianales, Rubiaceae. The record is from the annotation of a GenBank genome assembly.